Aspergillus novofumigatus IBT 16806 is the source of this 743-nucleotide messenger RNA. RefSeq names its product YciI family protein. The transcript has a single exon. Bases 219 to 659 code for a protein of 146 amino acids. NCBI's taxonomy places the organism in Eukaryota, Fungi, Ascomycota, Eurotiomycetes, Eurotiales, Aspergillaceae. The record is from RefSeq and is a predicted model, not a curated record.
GCCCCGACUUGCCAGGGCGACGAGUUAGGCAGCCGCAGGCACCAAACUGAAAAUCUAAGUAUAAAUACCUCUUGAACCCCUUGCUGUUAGGAACUCAUCACAUCUUCAGUGAUUUGAACAUCAAUACCUAUAAAUCUAAAAUCUACUCAAAGGGACUUGACUUCUUUCCAGUCCAGAAUCCAGAUUUACAUACUCUAUUACCAUUUUUGUUUUCGAAAAUGCCGAAAUUCAUGCUUCUUGUUCGCGCUACCCCAGACAGCGAUUCUGGCAACCCCCCUACAACAGAAAUGAUUGAGGAGAUGAUGAGAUACAAUAACUCUCUAUCCAAUGCGGGUAUAUUACUUGCCGCAGAGGGCUUUCUAUCAUCCUCGAAGGGCGCUCGGGUCAGCUUUGACCACCAAAACGAAUCGUCGGUGGCGACUGGACCUUUUCCCCCCGAGUCCACCAUUUCAGGGUUCUGGAUGAUCAAAGCCAAGGAUAUUGAGGAGGCAAUAACAUGGGCUUGCAAAGCACCAUUUCGCGCUGAGGGGAGUGCCAUUGAAGUCCGACAAAUUGCUGGGCCCGAAGAUUUUGGUGAUCAGUUAACUGAUGAUCUGAAGAAUCAGGAAGGGGAGUUGCGGAAGAAGUUGGAGGAACGAGCUGUAGGAGGAAAAGCUUGAGGACGCUGGGAUAGUGGUUAGUUGCAUGACAUUGUAGCUAAAGAGUAUUAUUAGGACGCUAUUGAUGUCGCCUUUAAUGCCUGC